This is a messenger RNA of Cuculus canorus (common cuckoo), 1958 nucleotides long. It is a transcript of the gene HHEX, whose product is annotated as hematopoietically expressed homeobox. The record is from RefSeq and is a predicted model, not a curated record. The coding region runs from base 133 to 963 and encodes 276 amino acids. Gene Ontology annotation, molecular function: RNA polymerase II cis-regulatory region sequence-specific DNA binding; DNA-binding transcription factor activity, RNA polymerase II-specific. Lineage: Eukaryota; Metazoa; Chordata; Aves; Cuculiformes; Cuculidae. Gene Ontology annotation, biological process: regulation of transcription by RNA polymerase II; cell differentiation. The transcript has 4 exons.
CUCCGCCCCGCGCCAAUAGAAACCUAUCGAAGGGUAACCCGAGCCCAGAGAAACCCGCGGCGGCGGUGCCAGCACCCACCCAGCCGCCGCGGUCGGGGCCGGCUUUCCCGCAGGGGCGGGCGGCACCGCGCCAUGCAGUACCAGCCGCCGGGCGCGGCGCCGGCAGCGCUGAGCGUCCCGCUGUACGCGCCCACGCCUCUGCUCCAGCCCGCGCACCCCACGCCCUUCUACAUCGAGGACAUCCUGGGCCGCGGCCCCGCCGCCGCCCCGGCCCCCCACUCCCUGCCCGCCCCGCCGACGCUGCCGUCGCCGAACUCCUCCUUCACCAGCCUGGUGCCCCCGUACCGGACCCCCAUCUACGAGCCGACCCCCAUCCACCCGGCCUUCUCCCACCACCUCGCCGCUACCUACGGCACCGGCGCCUACGCCGGGCCCCUCUACUCCUUCCCCCGCGCCGUCGGUGACUACGCGCACGCCCUGAUCCGGCAGGACCCCCUGGGGAAGCCGCUGCUGUGGAGCCCCUUCAUCCAGCGGCCGCUGCACAAGAGGAAAGGGGGGCAGGUCCGUUUCUCCAACGACCAGACCAUCGAGCUGGAGAAGAAGUUCGAGACGCAGAAAUAUCUCUCCCCGCCCGAGAGAAAGCGCCUGGCCAAGAUGCUGCAGCUCAGCGAGAGGCAGGUCAAAACGUGGUUUCAGAAUCGCAGAGCCAAAUGGAGGCGUCUAAAGCAGGAGAACCCUCAGGCUGCCAAAAAAGAUGACGUGGAAGGUGCUGACAGUCACAGUGACCAAAGGCCGGAGAGCUGCCCGACACCCGAGCAGAAGGGUAAGGAGGUCUCCCUGGAUGGCUCACAGUAUACCCCGUCCCCAGCCUCACAGGAGGACUUGGAAUCAGAUGUCUCUGACGACUCCGAUCAAGAAGUGGACAUUGAAGGUGAUAAAGGCUAUUAUAAUCCUACCCACUAACGGCCCCAGGCAGAGAGUGGACCCUGACUUGGCUUGCACUUUACCAGGGGCUGGUUUGGAAGAAGACCAUGUACCGUGCUAUGAGAGAAAGCACUGACUGUUCCACCGAGAGAAAAAAACCCCAACACCAAAUAGACUUCUUUUACAAUAAGCAGAGAAAGAAAGGUGUAUUUUCCACAAGCAGUCCAUUUUCGGCAGAUCUCUAGUUUGGUUAAAGGAAAAUGGUUUGUAUUUAAUUAUUUGUAAGUUAUAUUUGUACAUUAAUCAAUGUUCUAACUGGAAUAUAAUACUGCACCCUGUCCUUACUCAUGGAGGGGGGUCUGAAUCAGCUGCUGUUGGUGAUCAGGCAAAACUCCUCUCUAGCUAGUGUGGGAAUGAGUACAGAUUGCAGGUGUAAGCCCUUUGUAUAAGAAAUGUAGUUUAAACAGAUUAAUUUAAACACCCCUUGCAAGCACAGAAGCAUACUCUGUGAAAUAGGGAUUUGACCAUCCCGAUAAGUGCCUUAUGCUCACACCGUUUUCCGUGCCGUGGUGCUCUCCUCCGGGACAUUGUUCAUCAGGUAGUCUCUUUAGGCAGAUUCUUUUUUGUUCUUGUUUGACAUGACUCGUGCCUUCUCAGAUUUUUGAGGACUUUGCCUUGCAAUCUGUAUGGUUCCAUUUGCAGGGGAAAAAAAAUGCGUAUUUUUCUUCUUGAAAAUCUCUAGUGCCGAUUUUUACAGAUUUUCUGUUUGAAAAAAAAUGUGGGGAGUGAUAGGGCCCUGCUGGCGGAGAGGGGCUGGCACCAGCCGUGGGGGCACACAGCCCUGGGAAGGUAAUGCCCAUUGUAUACAUAUCUGCUUCUGUAUAUACUAGUUUUCUUCAAAAGUCUUGCGGUUUUAUACCUCACGUUGUUCAUAUUUUGUACAUAUUUGUUCAAUGUUAAAAGAAAAAAAAAAGCAAAACCUGGUAUUUAAUUUUUGAUGGACUUGUCUGUGAAAUAAAACUCAGCUCUGCACC